AUGCAGACAGAUGAGCCGGCAACAACCAUCGCCCACAAGAGCAACAAUGGCAAUGGCAAUGCGAUGAUGGCAAACUGUUAUUAUGCAAACAAAUUACAUGGCGGAUAUUUCACUGAGGGAAAAUAA
Messenger RNA from Drosophila takahashii, 126 nucleotides. Lineage: Eukaryota; Metazoa; Arthropoda; Insecta; Diptera; Drosophilidae. The record is from RefSeq and is a predicted model, not a curated record.